AUGAACCCUCAGAUACAACUUCCACGGCCAAAUGGUAGGCCCUCAAACUUUGGCUCAACACCAUCAACACGGCGGAAUGAAAUCCGUAUGCCGCGCUUCUUCAAGCGCCUAUUCAAGUUUCCGCAGAUGGACUUCGAGAUGGCCAUAUGGGAGAUCAUGAGCCUGAUAAUAGCGCCGAAGAAGGUCUUCAGGCAAAUAUACUACCAUAAACAAACAACAAAAACCUACCAUCGCCCCGACCCGUCGUUCACUUACCUUCUCUCCUUCUUCCUCACAUUAACCUCCCUCGCCUGGGGUUUCGCAUACGCUAACGGCUUCACACAAACACUUCACAUCACGCUCGUCUUCGUCUUCGUACACUUCCUCCUGCUGUCCCUCGUUACAGCAACAUUGUUCUACUUCCUGGUCGGCCGGUUAUUGGGGCCAGGUAACUCGCUGCUGCCAGGGCGGAGACGAGGGCUGUACAACCUGGGCGACACCGAAAGCAAGGAGGAGCUGGAGUUUGGAUAUUGCUGGGACGUGUCGAUACGUGCAUUCGUACCGGUUUGGGUCUUUCUCUAUGUCGUGCAGUUCUUGUGCAUGCCGCUUGUGGGAACGAACCACUGGGUCUCGCUACUCCUCGGAAACACACUCUACGUCAUCGCGCUCACUUACUACUUCAUCAUCACCUUUCUCGGCUACAACGCGCUACCGUUCCUACACCAUACCGAGCUCCUGCUUGUCCCAGUCGCGGUAGCAACAAUACUGUGGUUCGUAUCACUUUUUGGGUUCAACAUGGCGAAACACUUCGCACCAGUUCUAUGGACGGGCGCCAGACUGCGAAAGCACGUAGGCUGA
Messenger RNA from Macroventuria anomochaeta, 837 nucleotides. RefSeq names its product UNC-50. The transcript has 3 exons. Bases 1 to 837 code for a protein of 278 amino acids. The record is from RefSeq and is a predicted model, not a curated record. Lineage: Eukaryota; Fungi; Ascomycota; Dothideomycetes; Pleosporales; Didymellaceae. Gene Ontology annotation, cellular component: Golgi membrane.